This is a messenger RNA of Lycium ferocissimum, 3215 nucleotides long. RefSeq names its product V-type proton ATPase subunit a1-like. The record is from RefSeq and is a predicted model, not a curated record. Gene Ontology annotation, cellular component: vacuolar proton-transporting V-type ATPase, V0 domain; vacuolar proton-transporting V-type ATPase complex. The transcript has 18 exons. The coding region runs from base 272 to 2731 and encodes 819 amino acids. Gene Ontology annotation, molecular function: ATPase binding; proton-transporting ATPase activity, rotational mechanism. Lineage: Eukaryota; Viridiplantae; Streptophyta; Magnoliopsida; Solanales; Solanaceae. Gene Ontology annotation, biological process: vacuolar acidification; proton transmembrane transport.
UUCAUUUUUUUUUUCCUUCAAAAAAGUCAGCGUGUAGUAGAAUUUAAUGCGAGUACCUUUUAUCUUUAUCCCAAUGAAAAGAAAAGUAAAAAAAAGUGCGAAAAAUGCUCGAUGCCGACCGAAUUCAUUCCCCAUGGCAGUUACCUUUGCCCACUCUUAACGAAAUCACGCAAAUUAAACUAAAACUCCCACUAAUAGUCGCGCUAGAGAGUCCCUUUUGUCAGAGAGCAGAUCUAAGAAAUAUAGAUCUUCUCUCUGUCUGUUGUUAAAAAUGGAGUACAUAGAUAAUAUGCCGUCCAUGGAUCUGAUGCGCUCUGAGAAGAUGACUUUCGUUCAACUUAUUAUUCCUGCUGAGUCUGCUCAUCGCGCUGUUACUUAUCUUGGCCAACUCGGACUUCUUCAAUUCCGUGAUCUAAAUGCCGAAAAGAGUCCUUUUCAGAGAACAUUUGUAAACCAGGUAAAAAGAUGCGUGGAGAUGUCAAGAAAACUGCGAUAUUUCAAAGAUCAGAUACACAAAGCCGGUCUAUUGCUGCCUCCUCUUCCUGCUUCCCAACCUGAUAUCGAAUUAGAAGAAAUAGAGAUACAACUUGCAGAGCAUGAACAUGAGUUGAUUGAAAUGAAUGCCAAUAGUGAGAAAUUGCGGCAGUCAUAUAAUGAGCUGCUAGAGUUUAAGAUGGUAUUGCAGAAGGCUAGUGGCUUCCUUGUUUCAAGCAGUAGUCAUACAACUGAUCGGGAAAUAGAAUUGGAUGAAAAUGUAUACUCGAAUGAUAACCAUGCAGAUACAGUAUCAUUACUUGAGCAGGAGAUGCGUUCAGAACUGUCAAAUCAGUCUGGAGUGAGAUUUAUUAGUGGCAUUAUCUGCAAGUCCAAGGUUCUUCAAUUUGAAAGAAUGCUAUUUCGUGCUACAAGGGGUAAUAUGCUUUUCAAUCAGGCAGUUGCUGAUGAAGAAAUACUGGAUCCUUCGUCAAACGAAAUGGUUGAGAAGAUAGUCUUUGUAGUAUUCUUUUCAGGUGAGCAGGCGAGAACAAAAAUACUGAAAAUUUGUGAGGCAUUUGGUGCAAAUUGCUAUCCUGUUCCUGAAGACACGACAAAGAGGAGGCAGAUUACUCAAGAAGUUUUGUCUCGGCUAUCUGAAUUAGAGACCACCCUGCAUGCUGGACUGCACCAUAGAGAUAAGGCUUUGACCUCCAUCGGAUACCACCUUGCAAAAUGGAUAAACAUGGUUAAAACACAAAAGGCUGUGUAUGACACAUUAAAUAUGCUGAAUUUUGAUGUUACAAAGAAGUGUCUAGUGGGUGAGGGCUGGUGUCCAAUUUUUGCAAAGACCAAGAUACAAGAGGCUUUGCAACGUGCAACAUUUGAUAGCAGUUCACAAGUGGGCAUUAUAUUUCAUGUGAUGGAUGCCGUGGAGUCACCUCCAACAUACUUUAGGACAAACCGUUUCACAAAUGCAUUUCAAGAAAUUGUUGACGCGUAUGGUGUUGCCAAAUACGAGGAGGCAAAUCCAGCUGUUUAUACCAUUGUCACAUUUCCUUUCCUUUUUGCUGUGAUGUUUGGGGACUGGGGUCAUGGGAUCUGCUUGCUCUUGGGAGCAUUAGUUCUUAUCGCAAGGGAAAGCAAACUUAGCUCUCAGAAACUAGGCAGCUUCAUGGAGAUGCUCUUUGGUGGUCGCUAUGUACUCCUGUUGAUGUCAAUAUUUUCAAUUUACUGUGGCUUGAUAUAUAAUGAAUUCUUCUCAGUUCCCUUUCACAUAUUUGGUGACUCAGCGUACAAAUGCCGAGAUGCUACAUGCAGUAAUGCACAAACAGUUGGUUUAAUAAAAUACAAGGAUCCAUAUCCAUUUGGCGUGGACCCAAGCUGGAGAGGCAGCCGCUCAGAGCUUCCUUUCUUGAAUUCUCUGAAGAUGAAGAUGUCUAUUUUGUUGGGUGUGGCCCAGAUGAAUCUCGGAAUUAUUAUAAGUUAUUUCAAUGCACGUUUCUUCAGCAGCUCACUUGAUAUUAAGUAUCAGUUCGUUCCACAAAUUAUCUUUCUCAACAGCCUCUUUGGAUACCUUUCUAUUCUCAUUGUUGUCAAAUGGUGCACUGGUUCUCAGGCAGAUCUAUAUCAUGUUAUGAUUUAUAUGUUCUUAAGUCCUUUUGAAGCUCUUGGUGAGAAUAGGUUGUUCUGGGGCCAGAGUGUGCUUCAGGUAAUAUUGCUGCUUUUGGCACUCGUUGCUGUUCCAUGGAUGCUCUUCCCAAAACCAUUUAUUUUGAAGAGACUUCACAUGGAGAGAUUUCAAGGUCGGACAUAUGGAAUACUUGGAACCUCUGAGAUGAUGAGUAUUGAUGAUGAACCAGACUCUGCCAGGGAGUGCGCUGAAGAGUUUAACUUUAGUGAGGUUUUUGUGCACCAAAUGAUACACUCUAUUGAAUUUGUCCUUGGUGCUGUUUCUAACACUGCAUCAUACCUUCGGCUUUGGGCUUUGAGUUUGGCUCACUCUGAAUUAUCUACUGUGUUCUAUGAGAAGGUUCUCCUCCUUGCUUGGGGAUAUGAUAACAUCAUCAUACGAUUAGUGGGGCUGGCAGUGUUUGCCUUUGCGACAGCUUUUAUACUACUCAUGAUGGAGACUCUUAGUGCAUUCCUUCAUGCAUUGCGUCUUCAUUGGGUGGAAUUCCAAAACAAGUUUUAUCAUGGAGAUGGUUAUAAGUUCAACCCAUUCUCCUUUGCCUUAUUAGCAGAUGAUGACGAUUAGUACAUAGCCUUUCUUUCUCACUUUUUACUUUUGGGGAAUUCUGUGGAGAAGAAGAGUUUUUUUAUCUAGAGAAGAAGCCUGACAAGAAUUUCGGAAGGACCCAAUUUUGACUGACUGGUACAUUGUACACUCUUUAUUUGGAUGAAGCAGCUGGAUUAUGUAGGAUAGAAUUGUAAAGUUGCAGCACGUAAUCUUUUGGUAUAGCAGUACGAAAAGGGCUCUGAGGUCGUAGUUAGCUGUUGAGGAAAAGAUGUGUAAAGUUUUUCUGAUUCAUGUAAUCUUAUCUUGUUCUCCCAAACAGGGAUUCAGUCAUAGUAAUUUGUGAAGAGGGAAUGUUUUAUACCACGACAUCUUCUGAGUUUCACAUCUUUUUGUGGAGGAAACUUGCUGAUUCUGAAACUAUACGUGUACAUCUCGCAUUCAUAUCUGAAAGGGGGAGUUCUCCUUCCAGUUUUGUAAUAAUAAAGCCUUUCUUAUCUGAAAA